AUGGAGUCCUCGUUAGAGCUGCGGAGUGAGUGGGAGGCGUCAGGUCAAAACAUUGACACAGAGCAGCCAGUGAAGCACUUUCGAUACGAUAAGCAGAUACGAGCAGCAGCGAGCAGGCGAAUAGUGAGCAGGAGACGACGAAGACGAGAUGUGUCGAUGGUCAGAGACGCAGAAGUCGUUUGCCCCUCGAGGAAGAUUUUGUUCAUGCGACAGCGAAAAGGCGAAAGUUCUUUCUCGUGUGUGUCAAAAACGGCGGAUAACGUAAUGACGCACAAGCGCGAAGGAAGAAGCAAAUAUAAGGGGAAAAACCGCACUUAG
Nannizzia gypsea CBS 118893 is the source of this 318-nucleotide messenger RNA. RefSeq lists its product as hypothetical. The transcript has a single exon. The record is from RefSeq and is a predicted model, not a curated record. Bases 1 to 318 code for a protein of 105 amino acids. NCBI's taxonomy places the organism in Eukaryota, Fungi, Ascomycota, Eurotiomycetes, Onygenales, Arthrodermataceae.